AUGUCCAAUGAAAGAGGAGAAACCACCCCGCUCCUUCCAUCUACUGCUGAGCCGUCUCCUUCACGUCAACCAGAAGAUACACCUGAACAAGCGGUUGGAGUUGAUAUAGUCCCUACAGCAAUGGAUAAGGCUGCUUUAGCUUCAGUUCUUAUCGGGGCCGCUUUAGUUCUUGGUGUAUCAUGGUUUCUUGUUUUCUCGGGCGAUCUGAAGGCAAUGGGAUGGUUCGCAGUACAUCCACCAAUGCAAUCAUUAGCUAUAACAGCUUUUUUACUUGGUAUAACACCACUUCAGCCACCUGCUAGUAAUUCCAAUAUCAAAUCGACUAGGUUUAAAUCACAUCAAACGAUAAUGUUAGGAAUCGCACUUCCAGUAUUAGCGAUUGGAAGUGCAGCUAUGAUUUACAACAAAUAUUUACAUGGAGCUAAACAUUUUACUUCAUGGCACGCUAAAUUUGGUCUUGUUACUGUUAUUUGGGUAUUGACUCAAGCUACUAUCGGAGCUGCUACUGUGUGGUACGGAGGUAAAGCUUUCGGUGGUCCCAAUAACGCAAAGAAAGUUUACAAGUAUCAUAGAUUAUCUGGAUAUCUCCUCGUAACUCUGAUGUUAAUCACGAUUCACCUUGCUGGAAUUCACUCAGAUUGGGCGAACGGAAGAGGACAUAAAAACCUAAGGAUCCUAGCAUACUACAUUGGAUUACCUUUAAUAUGGAUUGGGAUCUUAUUGAGAUCUAGACCAAGCAAGAUGAAGUUUUUGUAA
Kwoniella shivajii is the source of this 756-nucleotide messenger RNA. RefSeq lists its product as uncharacterized. The coding region runs from base 1 to 756 and encodes 251 amino acids. The transcript has 6 exons. Gene Ontology annotation, molecular function: heme binding; transmembrane monodehydroascorbate reductase activity. The record is from RefSeq and is a predicted model, not a curated record. NCBI's taxonomy places the organism in Eukaryota, Fungi, Basidiomycota, Tremellomycetes, Tremellales, Cryptococcaceae.